Messenger RNA from Uloborus diversus, 5190 nucleotides. RefSeq lists its product as uncharacterized. Bases 1 to 5190 code for a protein of 1729 amino acids. The transcript has 2 exons. NCBI's taxonomy places the organism in Eukaryota, Metazoa, Arthropoda, Arachnida, Araneae, Uloboridae. Gene Ontology annotation, molecular function: nucleic acid binding. The record is from RefSeq and is a predicted model, not a curated record. Gene Ontology annotation, biological process: DNA integration.
AUGAGGUCAUUGGAUGAGGGAAAAAAACUAAAAAAUAAAAGAGCAACUGUGCGAACUGCAGUAACUAAAUUAAUUACAAAAUCUGAGAAGUUACUAAAAGAUAUCGCUGAAGUUGCGGAUUUUGAUUCGAUAAGCGAAUCACUGGAUAUCUUAAUUGAAAAAGAAAAGCUAUUAAAAGAAUUAGAUUCCGCAAUAGAUGAUCUAAUUACUGAUAAAGCAGAGUAUGAAAAAGAAAUAACCAAUGUUGAAGAAUAUUCUGACAAAAUCUUAAGUCUAAAAUUUAAGCUUAAGAAUACACUGAGAAAACGUAACGUAAAUGAAGACCUUAAAGUAGAAAAUGCCAUUAAUGAAUCAGUGUUAGAAAAUAAAAGAUUUUCAGCAGUAAAACUGCCUAAGUUACAAAUAGAAAAAUUUAGUGGAGAUUCGAGCCAAUUUCUUGAGUUUUUUAAUACAUUUUCCAAUGCCAUUGAUUCAAACGAAUCUUUAACUGAAAUCGAGAAGUUUCAGUAUUUAAAAUCAUUGCUAUCAGGACCUGCAUAUAAUGUUGUUGCGGGAUUUCAACUAAAUGAUAAAAAUUAUAAAGUAUGUUUAAAAUUGCUUCAAGAACGGUACGGAAGACGCGAAAACAUUAUCAGUUGCCAUAUGAACAAAAUUCUUAAUCUUGAAGGGGUGAAAUCUGCUAAUAAUGUUAAAGGUUUAAGAAAACUUUAUGAUAGUGUAGAAGUGAGUGUCAGAAAUCUUGAAGCAAUGGGUGUUACGUCGGGCUCAUACGGACAUUUGUUAUUGCCUAUUUUGCUAAAACUGUUGCCGGAAAAUUUAAUUCUAGAUUUUCAUAGAAAACGGGACCCAGAUAAAGAUACAGAAGUUACAGAGUUAAUCACGUUUAUUAAAGAUGAACUACGAUGUCGCGAAGCUACUAGUAUAAUAAACAACUCGUCAAACGAAAAUUCUCAAAACAAGCAUACUAAUUUCUCUCAAAGUAAGCGUAUGCCUUCGGCUGCUGCAUUAAAUACAACGGUAAAGCAAUUCUGCAUAUUUUGCAGAGCUUCCGAACACACAGGAAUAAAUUGCACAAAAUUCUCUGAUGAACAAAAAAGAUAUAAAUUAAAAAAGGAAGGACGUUGCUAUAAGUGCUUUUUAAAAUCUCAUUUGUCAUCAAAUUGCAAAUCAAAGCUUAUUCCUUGUUCAAAAUGUGAAAGUCGUGAUCAUAAUUAUUUAUUUUGCUUUAAAGAAAUUAAAGAACAAAAUCUUGAGAAAGAUAAAAUUGGUGCAAUUGUGUCUAUGAUGUCGGAGCAAAGAUUUAAACAGAAUAAAUCUACGCUUUUACAAACUCUUUGUGUUUCUGUCUCUACUGGAAAUAGAUGCAUUCUAGCGAGGGUUCUUUGCGAUAGCGGGUCUGAAAGGUGUUUCGUGAAAAGUUCCUUAGUGAAAGAACUUAAAUUGAAAUCUAUUAGGAAAGAAAACUUGUUGAUUUACCCUUUUGGGCAAAGACAACCUUAUGAAUCUUGUUAUGAUGUGGUUGUUCUUGAACUUAAUAGUAUUGUACAACCAUGCAAUUCUAUUAAAAUAGAAGCUCUUGUAGUACCUGAAAUUACCGGGGCAAAAGUAAAACCUGUAGCAUUUGAAAUUAUAGAAACCAUGAGAAAAAGCGGAUAUACGCCAUCAGAUGUAGGUCUUGAAUCUGAAAUAAAUGUAUUAUUAGGCUCUGAUUUCUUAUGGAAAAUUCAAAAGGGAAUUGUCGAAAAUUUCACAAAAGAAUUGUAUGUAGUGGAAGCUAUAUUUGGUCAUACAGUGCAGGGAAGAACUGAUUCAAAUAAGAGGGACGUGAAUUGUUUAAGGGUUUCAGUUGGAAAUAUAAACACCCAGCUAAAAUCAUUUUGGGAUUUGGAAUCUCUUGGUAUUGAAAAAAAUGAAGGUAACACUGCUAAUCUUGAUGCAGUAAAAGAAUUUCAAGCAAAUUUGAAAUUUGUAAACGGUCGUUAUGAAGCACGUUUAUUAUGGAAGGAUUCUCGUGAGUUACUUGGAAAUAAUUUGGAAGUAGCCAAAGUAAGGUUUUCUAAUUUAGAAAACAAACUCUUGAAAAACAAUUCAUUGUUUGAGGAUUAUAACUCUAUUUUACGGGAUCAAUUUGAUCAAGGUAUAAUACAACUUUGUCCUGAGGAAUUUGUUAAUAAUGACUGUUAUUACAUGCCGCAUAGACCUGUAAUUCGUGAAGAUAAAACUACUACAAAAACGCGUAUUGUUUUUGAUGCGUCAUCCAAACAAGCUGGAUAUUUAUCUCUAAAUGAAUGUCUAAGUCCCGGUUCAAAUUUAAACCCAAAUGUAUUAGACAUAAUUUUAAAGUUUCGUGAGCAUAAAAUUGCCUUUUCUGCCGAUAUUGAAAACUCUUUUCUUCAAAUUUCUAUCGCUGAAGAAGAUCGCAACUAUUUAAGAUUUCUAUACUAUAAUAAUUUUGAUAUUCAUGAAAAUAUAGUUCCUUACAAUAUGGCGAGAUGUCCUUUCGGCGUAACUUGCAGUCCUUUUAUUCUCUCUUGUACGGUGAAAUAUCAUAUAAAUAAAUACAAAAUAUCUCAUGAGAAAACAGUUGACAUGUUAAACUCGUCACUAUUUGUAGAUGAUUUAUUUUUUGGGGCAAAUACUACUGAAGAAGCUUUUAAGUUGUCGGUAGAAGCUGUUGAAAUCAUGAACAAAGGGGGAAUGAACUUAAGAAAAUUUGAAACUAAUUCAGAAGAACUUAGAGCUAAGUGGAAUGAGCAGGACUGUAUUGAUAACUUUAAUUCUGAUAAUACUUCACUGAAAGUACUAGGGUUGAUCUGGAAUAGCGAUAAUGACACUUUUAGUUUAGAUUUUCGUAAUUUGUUAUCAAAAAUAAAUGAUAACUGUACUAAACGAAAUGUCCUUAGAAUUGCAGCUAUGAUUUUUGAUCCAGUUGGAUUCAUAGCACCUUUUGUCAUUCGUAUGAAAUGUUUCUUGCAACAAUUAUGGAUAGCGGGACUGGAUUGGGAUGAAAACUUUUCUGGCGAGCUUCAAACUAACUGGAAAAUUUGGCUUUCAGAAAUUGAAGACCUAAAUCAAUUGACAAUUUCGAGGCAUUACUUUAAUUCUUUAGUAAUCACGGGAAAAAUUGUUAUUCAAUUGCAUGUGUUUAGUGAUGCAAAUCCAAAGGCGUAUGGUGCAGUAGCAUAUUUGCGGUAUCAAACAUCGCAUGAUAGUUUCAAAACCAAUUUUGUCCUGGCUAAAUCGAGGGUUGCACCUCUAAAGAAAAUUUCGCUACCACGACUUGAACUAAUGGGGGCACUCAUUGGUGCAAGAAUUGCAAAUUAUAUUAAGAAUUUUUUAUUAGUGUCGAAUAUUUUUUAUUGGACAGAUUCAGAAAUUGUUCUUCAUUGGAUAAAGGGCUCAAAAGAAAAAUGGAAACAAUUUGUAUCUAACCGUAUUGCGGAAAUACAUGGUCUAUCAGAUCCUAAUUCAUGGGGACAUUGCGAAUCCAAAAUUAACCCCUCCGAUCUAAUUACAAGAGGUUGCUCAGCAAAAACCUUAAUAAGUUCUAAACUAUGGUGGAACGGACCUGAAUUCUUAUCCCUACCUGAAGAUCAGUGGAAAAGUGCUAAAAAACGCGCAAAACAAAUUGACGUUUCUGACGAACUUUCUCGAAAAUCAACAUACAUUUUGUCUUGCGUACUAAAGGAAAAUGAUGUUCCAAUUAUCAACAUAGCUAAAUACAGUUCUUUAACAAAACUUUAUCGUGUAACUGCAUGGAUCUUCAGAUUCAUUUAUAACAGUAGAGUAAAAUUUGAGGAAAGAAAUCGCGAAGAACUUUCAGCUGAUGAAAUAAAACGCGCAGAAAUUUUCUGGGUGAAAACAGUUCAAAGUGAAAGUUUUCAUGAUGUUAUAAAGUGCUUGAAAGCGAAAAAGAAGAUUCCCAAGGAAUCGAACAUUUUUCAGCUAAAUCCUGUAUUGUCAGAAGAAGGUGUACUUUUAGUACGGGGAAGAUUGCAAAAAUCUAAUUUAACUUUUCAUGGGAGACAUCCUAUUAUAAUUCCUGAUAAGCAUUAUUUCACAAACUUGGUCAUAAAAGACUCUCACGAACGUGUUUUGCAUGCAGGAGUGGCCGACACUUUAGUACAAACUCGGGAAAAGUUUUGGAUUCUAAGGGGAAGACAAUGUGUAAAAUCGGUUCUUAAUAAUUGUUAUAUUUGCAAGAAAUUUAAUAUUCGUCCUGGGCAACAAGUAAUUGCACCUCUUCCCGGCGACCGAAUCAACGAAUCACCUCCCUUUUCGGUCACAGGACUUGAUUUCGCUGGACCCCUUUACGUUAAAGGCAGUGAAAAUAGGCAUUAUAUUUUAUUAUUUACCUGCUCAAUUACUAGAGCAAUUCAUUUGGAGCUUGUCAAGGAUAUGACAACUGCUGAAUUUUUAUUGGCUUUUCGCAGGUUUAUUUCUCGAAGAGGUUUGUGUGCUAUAAUAUAUUCCGAUAAUGCAAAAAGUUUCAAAAGAGCUGAAAUUGAGUUGAAGGAAAUGUGGAAGGCAAUCCACCAUCCAGAAGUUAAAAAAUUUUACUCCACUCUUGGAAUUACUUGGAAAUAUAUCGCUGAACGAGCAGCAUGGUGGGGUGGGUUUUACGAAAGAAUGGUUCGCUCGGUUAAAACCAGCCUACGUAAAAGCAUAGGAAGAUCAUCUUUAACUCUGAGUGAGUUAGAAACUCUUCUUGUAGAAGUUGAGGCCAUGAUCAAUUCUCGACCUUUAACCUAUGUUUAUUCAGAGUUUGAAGAACCAUCGCCCCUUACGCCUGCCCACUUUUUGAUUGGAAAACGAGCCAUGUGUUUACCUGUAAUUAAAAUUAAUGAUUUAAAUUUGCCUGGAACUAAGGAAAUUUUACUCAAACGUUUACGCUUGCGCGAAACAAUAUUGAACCACUUCUGGAAACGUUGGAUAAACGAAUACCUUCUGAAUUUAAGGUCAGCACAUCACACAAACCAAAUCAGAAGUCAUGAUAUCAAGGUAAACGAUGUGGUGCUAAUUCAUGAUGAGCAUCUGCCAAGAAGUUUUUGGAAAAUGGGAAAAAUUCUUGAAACAAUUCCAGGAAGAGAUGGGAAAAUUCGAUCCUGCAAAAUACAAACUGGAAAUGCCACAUUAAGAAGACCUGUUCAACUUCUCUAUAAUCUUGAGAUAAGAGACUUGAAGAAUUAG